UCGUGGUCAUUUGACUGUAGGACCGGUGGGAAACGGUCGGUCACUAAUGUCUGCAACACCCGGUGUUUGAGUUGCGGGAUGGAGUUUCGUUGAAAGACAGUAACGCUACGUGAAAUUAGUAUUUAGUGUCUCUGUCUACUAACGCAGCGAUAUAUAUCGGAGCACUCCCCCGAGCAACAUGGCGGAUAACAUUAUCAUCAGGGUACAAUCCCCAGAUGGGAUGAAGAAAAUUCCUGCUACCAAGAGGGAGACUGUUGCUGCUUUUAUUAAGAAGGUGGGCAACGAGUUUGGUUUCAAUUCCAAUGGGUUUUCUAUUUACCUGAACCGCAACAAGACCGGAGAGAUCCUGUCCCAGAACAAAACUCUGAGCCUGCUUAAGAUCAAGCAUGGCGACAUGCUGUAUCUGUUCCCUUCGGGAUCCCCUUCCUCCUCUGCGGAGGUGAUGGACACUGCCACCCCGCACUCCUCUUCAUCCAUGCCAUCCGUCUCAUCUUCCUCGUCCUCUUCUUCAUCCUCCAUGAUCCCCCGGUCCUUCUCAGCACCCCAGGUCCAAGAGGAUGAGAUCGAUCAGUAUCUGACCAAGCAAGACGGCAAGAUCUACAGGAACAAAGAUCCACAGCUAUGUCACCAUGGUUCCCUUGGAAAAUGCGUCCACUGUGUACCGUUAGAGCCUUUUGACGAAGACUACCUGAAUCACCUUGACCCCCCAGUGAAGCACAUGUCAUUCCACGCGUACCUUCGGAAGUUGACUGGUGGAGCUGAUAAAGGGAAGUUUGCAGCUUUGGAGAACAUCAGCUGUAAGAUCAAGUCGGGCUGCGAGGGCCACCCUCCCUGGCCGGAGGGGAUCUGCACCAAGUGCCAGCCCAGUGCCAUCACACUGAACAGACAGAAAUACAGACACGUGGACAACAUCAUGUUUGAGAACCACACCAUUGCCGACCGCUUCCUGGACUUCUGGAGAAAGACGGGCAGUCAGAGGAUGGGAUACUUGUACGGCCGGUACACUGAGCACAAAGACAUCCCUCUGGGCAUCAGAGCUGAGGUGGCUGCCAUCUACGAGCCACCACAGAAUGCCACUCAGAACAGUCUGGAGCUGGUGGAUGAUCCUAAAGCGGCAGCUGUGGACGAAAUCGCUGCCAAACUGGGCCUGUGCAAGGUGGGCUGGAUCUUCACUGACCUGCUGUCUGAGGAUACGAGGAUAGGCACCGUCCGCUACACGAGAAACAAUGACUCACACUACCUGAGCGCCGAGGAGUGCAUCACAGCGGGAUACUUCCAGAAUCUACAUUCAAACCCUUGCAGACUCUCUCGAGACGGCCAUUUUGGCUCCAAAUUUGUGACCGUGGUGGCAACCGGCGGUCCAGAUAACCAGGUGCACUUUGAGGGAUACCAGGUGUCCAAUCAGUGCAUGGCUCUGGUGAGAGACGAGUGCUUGCUGCCCUGCAAAGACGCUCCUGAGCUGGGCUACGCUAAAGAGUCCAGCCCCGAGCAGUACGUACCAGACGUCUUCUUCAAGGACACAGACAAGUUUGGAAAUGAUGUCACGUUUCUAGCUCGGCCUCUUCCUGUGGAGUACCUAAUCAUAGAUAUAACAACCACUUUUCCAAAGGACCCCCAGUACACCUUCUGCUCCACACAACGAUUCCCCAUUGAGAACCGUGAAAUCCUGGGAGAGACGCAAGAUUUCCACAGUUUAGCAACCUACCUGUCCCAGUGCACCUCCACGGCAUUCCUGGACAUCGUGUCAGACUUCCAUCUGCUCCUCUUCCUCGUCACCAAUGAAGUCAUGCCUCUGAGAGACAGCAUCGGGUUGCUACUAGAUGCGGUGAGGACUUCUAAUGAAGAUCUGGCACAGACCUGGAAGAAGUCGGAGCAGUGGGCCACCAUCGAGCAGCUGUGCAGUACUGUGGGCGGGCAGCCUUCCAGCUCUCAGGGUUACGGGGCCAUGGGCGGCCCCUCGGCCCCUGCCUCCUCCUCUGCCAUGUGGUCCUGCCUCCACUGCACCUUCAUGAACCAGCCCGGCACAGAGCACUGUGAAAUGUGCAGCUUGCCCCGCGGUUAAAAAACAACAACCACCUCCCUCCCUCCCUCCAUGCCCUGCUCUGUCCUGAUCUCAUCCCGCCGAGCCCUCCUCUUAACUGGCCAAUAACAUCGCUGCACCAGGACCCGCUGCGAGAUUUGGAUGCCCUUUUUUUUUCUUUUUUCACUAUUUUGCCUCACUUUGAAGCCUCUGUCCUUCCCAUCUCCCAGGCUGCCGUCUCCAGUGAAAGGGAUGUACUCGUUUACAUCCAGUUCAAUGAGUAAAUAACAAUAAACCCAGACUGUUUUAUUUGAUUUUUUUUGUAUCCCGACUCACAGCAGCUCUGAGUGGCAGGGCUCGUUAAGGUAAAGCACUUUUGGGUAAGGCCCCUUUCCCUUGACCCACUGCCCCCCCCCCCGCCCCCAACCGCCUCUGAAUUAUCAGCCCCUCAAAUAAAUGCCCGCUGUGACUCAAGACAACAGCAGAGACUCGAGUGUUUGGACGAUCUCUCACAUCAGUGCCCCUCUCACUCUCACAACGUCUUCUGGGAAAUCUUGCUGUGUAUAAAUACAUUUGAGGAAUGAUACUGUUAUUUAAUUACGCUUCUUUUUUUUUUGUAUCAGAUUGUAGCGAUACCUUAACAUUUUGAAUCUUCAGCGUGGACUCCACUCAGUCAGGUUUUUAUAGGUGUCUUUGACAAGCCCCUUGAAGUACAAUCAUCGGUCAAAGCUCGCACCUGAAAACUCUAAAAGAGCUCCAGAGUAAUUCUGCUUCAGUAGAGAGUUUAUAUUUUCAAUAUUAAAUUACCUAAAUAAGUCCCAGAGUUGAAAAGGCAUACCCCCUCCCACCCCCUCCACCCCUUAAUCAUCCUCCACUGAGUGCAGAAGUAACGUGUGCUGUUGGUGCUUAUUACCGUUUAGACUGAUGGUCCCACCAACUUAAAGUGGUUUCUUAAGAUCUUUCACUGGUUUUGUUGGAAUUGUAGCUUUUCGAUUUGGUGGUUUUGAACUUGAACAGGCAUUCUAUGUAGCUUAUUUUAUCAGCUGUAUGUUCUGUCUCUGAUAAAACUCCCCAGGACUCCA
This is a messenger RNA of Perca fluviatilis (European perch), 3102 nucleotides long. It is a transcript of the gene nploc4, whose product is annotated as NPL4 homolog, ubiquitin recognition factor. Gene Ontology annotation, cellular component: nucleus. The record is from RefSeq and is a predicted model, not a curated record. Gene Ontology annotation, biological process: ubiquitin-dependent protein catabolic process. Gene Ontology annotation, molecular function: ubiquitin binding; ubiquitin protein ligase binding. The coding region runs from base 179 to 2062 and encodes 627 amino acids. Lineage: Eukaryota; Metazoa; Chordata; Actinopteri; Perciformes; Percidae. The transcript is spliced from 17 exons.